Molecule: messenger RNA, 1066 nt
Organism: Pecten maximus
Lineage: Eukaryota; Metazoa; Mollusca; Bivalvia; Pectinida; Pectinidae
Product: non-structural maintenance of chromosomes element 1 homolog
Exons: 8
Coding region: 217-1050 (277 amino acids)
Biological process (GO): DNA damage tolerance; double-strand break repair via homologous recombination
Cellular component (GO): nucleus; Smc5-Smc6 complex
Molecular function (GO): ubiquitin-protein transferase activity
Source: RefSeq, a predicted model, not a curated record
GUCUCUAUGACCAUGUUUAGUCAAAAUGCAACUAAAAUGUCAUGACUGCUGGCGCGAAACUAGAAUGCACCAAGAAACCGGGUUUGUCUGCUUGAAUUGAAUUAGUCAUCCAUAAGAAAGACACCAAGGAUUUCUAGUACCAGUCUCCAUUUUUCAGAGGAUUUCUUAGCAAAGACAAUAAUUGCAUCCAGCCUAGCACUUCUAAAGAGCAUAAAGAUGGCGAUGCGUGAUAGUCAUCGUUUAUUUCUACAGUCCUUCAUGUCACGUGGACUCCUGGAUGCCAAAGAAGUCAGGCUUCUCUUCAAAACUGUGUGCCUAAAAUUCAACGAGCCUACUGCUGACAAAGAAGAUGACAGAAAAUUACAACUGCUUGAGUUUGUCCGAACAAUUAACAUGAAAAUUCGCCCAUUUCACAUGGAAAUUAAGAAGGGAGUCAGUGAAGAUGAAGGGGCCAGUUAUUACUGCCUGGUUUGUACCAAUGAGAGUGCCAUCACAAGGUUAGCCUCUGAUUACACUCAGAGCGAACUGGAAUUCUUCAAAAAGCUGGUUGACCACGUUGUGGAAAAUGAGGGAGAGAUUGGAUCUACUGCUGCCAUCAACAUUGUGGACAAAUUGGAUAAAAAUAUGAAAAAAAUGACAAAACAAGAUGCACAGGCCCUUUUACAGAAACUAGAAUCAGCCAAAUGGAUUCUAAUACACCAGGGAACAGGAAAGGUAUCACUGUCGACAAGAUGUCUAUUGGAACUAGAACAGUAUAUCCUCGAUGUGUAUGGAGCCGAGGAUGGAAAUCUGAAAUGUAACAUGUGUAACAAACUCUGUAUUAAGGGACAGAGCUGUGAUAACUGUCAGACCAAACUCCACCUACACUGUGCCAGCAGAUUCUUCCAGAAUAAAGACAACCCCAAGUGUCCCAAUAAAAACUGUGGGUCAUCCUGGCCUCACCCAGUCCCAAAGAAAGGUCCAUCCGCUGAUACACAGAGCAGCCAGGUACCCUCUACAUCCUCCUCAACAGAUGCUAUUUCUAGCCGCAAAAGAAAAGGACGACCUUGACCUAAAUUGUUGGGUG